AUGAGCUCGUCCCACAAGUCCGCAGUCAUGGCGGCCGACGAUGACGACGAAUGGCAGUCCAUGCCGGUUGAGUCCGCCGAGGAUAAGAGGGCCUCCAUACCCAUCCAGGCCUACUCCAACCCAUACGAUUUGCCCUACGGCGACGAAGAGGAAGACGAUUCGGAUCCAGACGACCCGCGCAGGUUUCGCUCGCUCCCUUCUCGCUCCUCCGCACGCAACCAGCCCAACCGCACCGCCAGCGCCCAGCUUCACAAGCGUUCCAACGCAAAGUCGCAGUACCUCACCGACCCUGGCAAGUCGGCCAUCAGCUCCACAUCUGCGCGCUCGCACAACACCGCCACCAACGCCACGGGAAAGCACCUCGACAUCGACGAUGCCAGGGGCUACGAUUGGCGCUCUAAACCGGCGAGCAAAGAUAACGCCGACGACGACGACGACAGCGAUGGCGAGAAGGGCUAUACCCAGCUCCGUCUGGACGAAGACGAAGAAGCCGAACAGCUCCAUGCCGCCACAGAGUAUCUCUUCCAGGACGGCAGCCGGCACGAUCCAUACGGAGACAACACCUCCGCAACCCCCCUCAACCAGAUGAAGACCACCAAGCAGCUCCUCUCCGAAGGUCAGAAGAUCGCAUACGUUGGUCUCUGCAGCUUGAUAGCUUCUGAAAUGGUCCGACAGCUCCGAAGAGUCCCGGGCAAGAACCUCGAUGCGGCAAAGCAGAGCAUCGAAGCCUGGAAAGUCAAGGUCGUCGCUCGCCUAUACCAGCACAUGGACAUCGAGAGCUCAGAGCAGCGCAUGAUCGAAUCCUUGGCAGAACACGGCGUCCUCGCUACCGACCUCGCUCCAUCCCUCAUCACCACCCAAACCAUCGACAAUCCUGACUUCGACCCAGAAGCCCUCAGGGAGCUGCAGGAGGAGCAGGAGCUCGAGGCGCAGCAACAGCGUCAAGCCGAACAACAGAAGGCGCCAUCGCAAUCCACUUCCGCCGAUCAGUCCCCGAAGCCGCAGACAACUUCAAGCCCACCUGCCGAGCCCUCUGCUACGCCCAGUGAUCAGGAUGAUCUCGACGAAGCCUUCGACGGCGCAGACGACGGCGACAUUGGCUCUGCUCUGCAGGAGAAGCCGAGACCGAAGACCGAAGCUGUCAAAGGAGACGGAUCCCAGUCCGACCAAAGCGGUCCGUCCAAAGCGCGUACCAGACGCAACGCCGCACAAGACGAUGACGAAGUCGACAUCGGCAUGCAGCAAGAUGCACCGGCUGACGCAGAAGAAGGCGCCGACAUCGCCUCUACCAAUGAGGCCUCAUCUGCAUCUGCAAUCUCCCGACCGACUUCGAUGGUCUCGACUACCACCGUCGUCGCCGAUCCAAACACCGCCUCGCAGCUCGCGAAUGCCGUCGAUGCGACCGAAGCCACAGUAGCGCCGACAGAUGCCGAAGUCGGGCCUGGCUCAGUCACCACCACGCUCGGCCUCACCAAAGAGCCGCAAGCCGUGCAGCCACCGCCAGGUGCGCUGAAUGGUGUCACCACCAGCAUCAGCAGCGCCGAUGCCACCAUCACCCUCGAUCUGCGCUGGACCGUACUUUGCGACCUUUUCCUCGUGCUCACCGCCGACAGCGUCUACGAUGCGCGCUCGCGUGUGCUGCUCGAGCGCGUCGCCUCCGAGCUCGGCCUCACCUGGAUGGACGUGACGCAGUUCGAAAAGCGCAUCACCGACGCGCUCGAGAUCGAGGAAGGCGUCGAAAGUCUCAGCGAUCCUUCGGCCGUCACCCAGCGCAUGCUCAUGGCUCGCAAGAAGCGCAUGGUCAUGAUGGGCCUCGCCACCGUCGGUGGUGGCCUCGUCAUCGGCCUUUCGGCCGGCCUGCUUGCUCCCGUCAUCGGUGCAGGUAUGGGUGCGGCGCUCGGAGCCGUCGGGAUCAGUGGCACGAGCGGAUUCUUGGGCGGCGUGGGCGGAGCUGCUCUCAUCACAUCCACCGGAACCGUGGGUGGCAUGAGCCUCGCCGGCCGCGGCAUGAGCCGCCGCACACGAAGCGUCAAGACGUUCGAGUUCAAGCCGAUUCACAACAACAAGCGCGUCAACGCGAUCAUCACCGUGCCCGGCUUCAUGAGCGGCCCGCUGGACGACGUGCGGCUGCCGUUCAGCGUCAUCGACAGCGUCAUGGGCGAUCUGUUCAGUGUAUUUUGGGAGCCGGACAUGAUGCAGGAGAUGGGUAAUGCUCUCGGCUUACUAUGGAACGAGACCAUCGUUCAGGGCGUUCAGCAGGCGCUCGCCUUGACCGUGGCCGGCGCCAGUGCCAUGUUUACUGCGCUCGCCUGGCCUCUCUGGCUCACCAAGCUCGGAUAUCUGAUCGACAAUCCGUGGUCCAAUGCGCUCGAUCGUGCUCAAGCGGCCGGACUCAUCCUCGCAGACACUCUUUCGAAACGUCAACUCGGUGUUCGUCCCAUCACGCUGGUCGGGUACAGUCUGGGCGCGCGAGUCAUCUUCUACGCGCUGGUGGAGCUCAGCCGGAUGAAGGCGUACGGAAUCGUGCAGAACGUGUACAUUAUGGGCGCCCCCGUGACGGCCAAGGACGAGACGUGGAAGGAGGCAAGGAGCAUCGUGUCUGGCCGAUUUGUCAGCGCGUUUUCGCGCACCGACUGGAUCUUGGGCUAUCUGCAUCGUGCGGCGUCUGGCGGACUGCGCAGCAUUGCAGGUCUGCAUCCGGUGGAGCGCGUGCAGGACAUUGAGAACGUCGAUGUCACACACGUGGUGCCUGGCCAUCUGGGCUAUCGGCCGCUCAUGCCGCUGGUUCUGAGCGAGCUCGGCUUCCGCACGACGGCCGACUACUUUGACGAGCCAGAGGAUCUCAACGCGAUUCCCGAACGGCAGGUGGUGCAGGAAGCAGCGGCCGAGAAGGUGGAGCUCAAGACGGUGACGACCAAGACCGGAGGAUUCGGCAGGAUCUUCAGGCGUAAGGAUUCGAGCCAGGCGGGCAGCCAGAGCGCGACGCCUGUGCGCUCGCAGUCGGCGGCAGGAUCUGCCACAGGUGCCACCGCCACAGCUGGGCACGCGGAAUACGACGAGUACGACGACGACGACGACGACCUGCCGCCACGGAUGGAGUCGACGCCGCCAGCAGCCGAAGCGGCGAAUGCGGUGACGGAAGCCAAGCAGACGCAGGAGCAGAUUGUCAAGCAGUCGAUCGCGCGCGUUGAGGCGGUGCGAUCGUCGCACAACGAGGCUGAGCGCGCGGUGACACCGGAGGCGGAUCGUCCGAGCUCGCUGAGUGCGCACUUUGACACGGAGGCAAUCCUGCGCGAGCUGCGCGAGUCUGGCAUCGAAGUCAAGGAGCUCGAGAGCUCGCUGCCGCCGCUACCACUCGCGAACGCAACGCAGGCUUCCAAGGGCAGCGGAUUGGCAGAGCGCGCGGACGCCGGGGCUUCGGCAUCGGGGGACAGCGUGCUUGGUGGGCGGUCUGAAGCGGUGGCGGCGCCUCCGAAUGGAGGUGUGUCGCUCACGUUUGCGUCGUACGAUGACGAUAUUCAGCUAGCAUCGAGCCCUGUUCAGGCCGAAUCGGCAGGGCCAGACGUGACGGGCAAGUACGGCCUGUCUUGUUCGGCAGCGCAGGAUCUGGAGACGCGCUUCAAGAGCGGCGGGGAUGCGUCGGCGUUUUCAGGGCGCACGUCGGCAGUGGGGGAGGAUGGGUGGGGGCGUGGCGAAGAGUGGGGGCUGGCGCGGCCGGAUACGUCGUACGACAUGUCGAUGGGCACAAAGAGCGCCACGCACUCUCUUCCGACGAGCUCAAGCAUGGGCUUUGGCGAAGCGCUGACGCCCGGUGAGAGGUCGUUGGAUGCCUUGACGCCGCCGAGCGCGGCGGUGGGCCGAGGAUUCGACUUUAGCAGCGCGUUGGGCAAGGCAUCGGGGAGCAGCACGGCAGAUCUGUCGGCCAAGGCGUCGCCGUCGAGCGAGCGCGCCCCGCGACGUGCGGGUGAUGCGACGCUGGGAAGUGAACCCGAUCCGUGGGCGGACAACCCGUGGUAG
Moesziomyces antarcticus is the source of this 4017-nucleotide messenger RNA. Its product is annotated as integral membrane protein; Yfl034wp. The coding region runs from base 1 to 4017 and encodes 1338 amino acids. Lineage: Eukaryota; Fungi; Basidiomycota; Ustilaginomycetes; Ustilaginales; Ustilaginaceae. The record is from RefSeq and is a predicted model, not a curated record. The transcript has a single exon.